AAGGAAGAAUUGAAUACAGAGAAAACAUGUGGAAGAAAAGAAAGUUCCUAUCACAUUACAAUUCUUUCUUUAUAUUGUAUAUAAAACCAACAAAUUUGGGACCUUUCUUUGGCAUUUGAAAGAAACAUAUCAUUUGAAAGGUUAAGAUGGAUAGCACUAGGCCAUUGGCUAAAGUUAAUGAUCAAGUCUAUGAAGAUAUUGAUCCUAAAAUGGAAUGGGUGAAUGAUGCUGGAUUCGACACCCUACUUGUCCGUCUACCAGGUUCUACGAAGCAGCAACUAAGGAUCCAAGCAGCAACAGGUGAUCGAAAACUCAAGAUCACAGGAAAGAGCCGUCAGGGAGACAAUAAAUUGAUCCGUUUUAACAAGGAGCUUACUGUUCCAUCAGUUUAUGAUCUUGAUCAAAUCCGUGCUAAGUUUGAGGGUGGAGUACUUUAUAUCAAACACCCCAAAAAAAUAUCAGUCCAGCCAUGCCGGUACAGGAAAAUAAUGCAAGCUCAACUACAGAGACUCAAAAGCCUGCAAAUGAAAAACCAGAAGACGAAACAAGUGGACAAGAUUAGGCUACUCAAUAAGUACCUCCAAAAACACAGACAGAAGGACAAACAAGUGGAAAUAUUGAUGGACGAGCAAAUGCUACUUCAACUUAGGCUAACUUGAAGGAUCCGAAGAGUGAUCAUAGCUUGACUGAAGCAGGAAAGGUCACAGGAACAAGUGAAAAUCAUGAAACCGCGGCAGUAGUGGCUUGGUAGCCAAGAAAAAGAAGUUGAGAAUAUAAAAAACAUUGGUUGUGUCAGCUGACAUGUUUGUUGUUGUCCCAGGGCUUUAUGCACAAAAAGCUAUGAGGUCUCAUGGAGAAUCUGAGAACUAAGAAUCCAAGAACUCACUACGUCUUCAUUUUUCAAGUGUGUGCUUAGGAAUAAAUUCUACACAUCGUCAAAACAUGUCUGAAAGGUAAACAAGUUGAAUAAGAGGUCAAAAUUUGAAGAAUUAUGCCAUUGUAUUCCAGGGAAAGGAAGCAGAAAUUGCAGUUUGCUCCAGCUUAUCAGAUUUUGGACGAUCUGUUAUUUCAUUUGCAAUGUGUAGCUUUGGAUUAAUCAUAUUCAUACCAAUUUUGGUAUUUUUGA
Molecule: messenger RNA, 1126 nt
Organism: Populus nigra (black poplar)
Lineage: Eukaryota; Viridiplantae; Streptophyta; Magnoliopsida; Malpighiales; Salicaceae
Product: inactive protein RESTRICTED TEV MOVEMENT 2-like
Exons: 2
Coding region: 147-659 (170 amino acids)
Source: RefSeq, a predicted model, not a curated record